ACCUUGCUAGGGGAAUCCGCGCAUCCAACGACGACCGCUAUUCGGCAUCGGGAAAAAUUUUCACCCAUCAGUUUAUCCAGAGAGCUUGUACUGUAAAGUGUGGUGCAUUCGGUCUUAGUGAGUGAUAUUGCAAAAUCCAAAAUGCCAUUCAAGAGUAUUAAGGCCCGUCAGAUCUUCGACUCUCGCGGUAACCCAACCGUCGAGGUCGAUCUGCUCACCGAUCUGGGACUGUUCCGUGCCGCCGUCCCAUCCGGUGCCUCGACCGGUGUCCAUGAGGCCCUGGAAAUGCGCGACAACGUCAAGGGCGAUUGGCACGGCAAGGGCGUCCUGAAGGCCGUCGAGAACAUCAACAAGACCAUCGCUCCAGCUGUGCUGAGCUCGAAUCUGUGCGUUACCCAGCAGAAGGAGCUCGAUGAGCUGAUGCUGAAGUUGGACGGCACCGAGAACAAGUCGAAGCUGGGUGCCAACGCCAUCCUCGGUGUCUCGCUGGCCAUCUGCAAGGCCGGUGCCGCCAAGAAGGGAAUUCCAUUGUACAAGCACAUUGCUGAGCUGUCCGGAAACGGCAACAUCAUCCUGCCAGUGCCAGCUUUCAACGUCAUCAACGGUGGUAGCCAUGCCGGUAACAAACUGGCCAUGCAGGAGUUCAUGAUCCUGCCAACGGGUGCUACGUCCUUCACUGAGGCCAUGAAGAUCGGCUCUGAGGUGUACCAUCACCUGAAGAACGUCAUCAAGGCCAAGUUCGGUUUGGAUGCUACCGCCGUCGGUGAUGAGGGUGGUUUCGCUCCCAACAUCCUGGAAAACAAGGAAGCCCUGAAUCUGAUUCAGGAUGCUAUUGCCAAGGCUGGCUACACCGGCAAGGUCGAGAUCGGCAUGGACGUUGCCGCUUCCGAGUUCCACAAGGAUGGCAAGUACGAUCUGGACUUCAAGAACCCCAAGUCGGACCAGAGCGCCUGGUUGACUCCAGAUGCGCUGGAAGAUAUGUACCAGGGCUUCAUUAAGGACUUCCCCAUUGUCAGUAUUGAGGAUCCCUUCGAUCAGGAUCACUGGGAUGCCUGGGCAAAGAUGACUGCCAACACUAGCAUUCAAAUCGUCGGUGACGAUUUGACUGUGACCAACCCGAAGCGCAUUGCCACUGCUGUGGAGAAGAAGUCUUGCAACUGCCUGCUGCUGAAGGUCAACCAGAUCGGUACCGUGACCGAAUCGAUCAACGCCCACUUGCUGGCCAAGAAGAACGGAUGGGGAACCAUGGUGUCGCAUCGUUCCGGUGAAACCGAGGAUACCUUCAUUGCCGAUCUGGUCGUUGGUCUGAGCACUGGACAGAUCAAGACCGGUGCCCCGUGCCGAUCGGAACGUUUGGCUAAGUACAACCAAAUCCUCCGCAUCGAGGAGGAACUCGGCUCAGCCGCCAAGUUCGCUGGCAAGAAAUUCCGCAGCCCGCAGUAAAUGUCCAAAUAUUGUGUCGAUUAAACUUAGCACAUACCAUUUGAGCGCGUAGUUCGUAGUCUGUCACUCUCUAACCCUCAUAAAGAAAUGUAAAACGUAAACCGUGGAUAAUACAAGUUGAAAGUAAAAACUCUAAAUGUCAUAAUCACCCAGUGUGUGUGUAUAUGCUCCGCACAGUUUCUCAGGAGCUUUUGCAAUUGGCUUUCACGUUAUAGAAUAAAAAAAAACAAGCAGGUUUUUUUUAGGGGAUUCAGAAAUCCCAACACAAUCUGAGUACCUCCAUAUUUAAGUCAGGAACCAUGUAGGAGGAUUUUAUCAAAAUUUACUAUGAUUGUUACUGUUAAAUUAACGGAAUGAUACUGAGUAAGAAGUAAGAAUGAAAUACAUGAUUAAUUGAUAAAUACACAACAGACAAGAAAA
Molecule: messenger RNA, 1863 nt
Organism: Ochlerotatus camptorhynchus
Lineage: Eukaryota; Metazoa; Arthropoda; Insecta; Diptera; Culicidae
Gene: Eno
Product: enolase
Exons: 3
Coding region: 142-1443 (433 amino acids)
Biological process (GO): glycolytic process
Cellular component (GO): phosphopyruvate hydratase complex
Molecular function (GO): magnesium ion binding; phosphopyruvate hydratase activity
Source: RefSeq, a predicted model, not a curated record